Molecule: messenger RNA, 1997 nt
Organism: Hippopotamus amphibius kiboko
Lineage: Eukaryota; Metazoa; Chordata; Mammalia; Artiodactyla; Hippopotamidae
Product: serpin B7-like
Exons: 8
Coding region: 83-1222 (379 amino acids)
Biological process (GO): negative regulation of endopeptidase activity
Molecular function (GO): serine-type endopeptidase inhibitor activity
Source: RefSeq, a predicted model, not a curated record
UAAUGCAAGGAACUCUUUCAGACUCACCCAACCAGCAGCUAACUUCCUCUAUGAAGAGAGUAAGGCUGUUCUCCAUUUCACAAUGGUCUCCCUUGAAGAAGAUGCAGAAUUUUGCUUCAAGCUGUUCAGAGAGAUAGAUAACCACCAAGGAGGUGGAAAUGUGUUCUUUUCCUCUCUGAGCCUCUUCGCUGCCCUGGCCCUCAUUCGUUUGGGUGCGAGAGGUGACUGUGCUUCUCAGAUUGAUAAGAUGCUUCACUCGAAUACUGUCUCAGGACCUGGAAACUCUUCUAAUACUCAGCAAGGACUCCAAUCUCAACUGGAAAAAGUUCUCUCUGAUAUAAACAAAUACCACAAGGAUUAUGAACUCAGCAUUGCCAAUGGACUUUUUGCAGAAAAAGUGUUUGAUAUUCAAAAGGACUAUAUUGAGCGUGCCAAGAAAUUGUAUAAUGCCAAAGUGGAAAGAGUUGACUUCACAAGUGGUGUAGAAGACACCAGAUAUAAAAUUAAUAAAUGGAUUGAAAAUGAGACACAUGGCAAAAUCAAGACCGUCUUUCACAAAGGUACCAUAAGCUCCUCAGCUGUGAUGGUGCUGGUGAACACCGUGUACUUCAAAGGCAAGUGGGAGUCAGCCUUUGACAAGAGUGAGACCCGAAAUUGCCGUUUCAAAUCUCCCAAGUGUCCUGGGAAAGUAGUGGCCAUGAUGCAUCAGGAACGGAAGUUCAAUUUGUCUGUCAUUACAGACCCAUCCAUGCAGGUUCUUGAACUCAGAUAUUGUGGUGGCAUAAGCAUGUACAUACUGCUGCCUGAGAAAGACAUACGCCAAAUUAAAAACAAACUGACCUUUCGCAAUCUAAUGGACUGGACCAAUCCAAGAAAACUGAGAUCUCAGUAUGUUGAGGUGUUUUUACCUCGGUUCAAGAUGGAGAAGAAUUAUGAAGUCAAGCACUAUUUAAAAACCCUAGGGCUGAGAGAUAUAUUUGAUGAAACCAGAGCUGAUCUCUCUGGUAUAGCUGCAGGUGGCCGUCUAUACGUAUCAAACCUGAUGCACAAGUCUUACAUAGAGGUUACCGAGGAGGGCACAGAGGCGACUGCCGCCACAGGAAGCAACAUGGUAGAAAAAAUAUCCCCUGAGUCUACGGUGUUCAGAGCUGAUCGCCCAUUCCUAUUUAUCAUCAGGAAGGAUGACAUCAUCUUGUUUAGUGGCAAAGUCUCUUGCCCUUGAAAAUCCAAUUGGUUUCUAUCAAAAUAGUCCCUGCAACAUCAAGGAACCACUCACAAGUGAAUAGAUUUAAAUUUAAUUGGAUGCACAUGGCAUUUCCUUUGGUUUUACUUCCUUCUAACAUUGGUUGGCAGAUGAUUUUGGUGACUUGACCCUCCUUAGACACCUGGCUGAUUGUCCUGAUCUUGCUCUUAGCAUUCCUACCACCAUUGGCCUCACUCAUUUCUAAUUUCAUUGUCUUUCUACCCACACUGAUUUCUAUCAGUCUUCACCAUAGCCACUUGCACAAAGAGCUGAGUAUAAUAGCUGGGAAUUGCAGAAUGCUCUACUGGUAAUGGUAGAGUAGUAAUGUAGAAGCAGCCCUAGGGAUCUUUUUUUUGAAAAUGUAGUUAUCACAGAUAUUCUAGUUUCAUUGUAAAUGAUCUAGGAAGUAAGUCCAGCUGCUGCAAAUAAGUGUGAAGGAUUACUUUUCCUUGCUGAAAUAAGAAGACAUUAGUUUACUUUCAUACAUCUGAUUUGAAAUUAGUAUCUAAUCUAGAUGCUAAAAAAAUGUGGAUUUGGGAUUGGGGGCCAACCGAAAUGUUUCAUUAAUAUUGAUAACUUCAAGUUGACAUCUUUUGGCCUUUCCUUGAUAGAGACUUGAUAUGUACAUAGUUUCUCAAAUAUUAAAUAUCUUUUAACUGUUGCAGUUAUUAUUUACAGUGUAUUAUUUCAUAUGCUGUGUAGUUUGUAAGUUUUUUCUCUAUUUAUCAGAAUAAAGAAAUACAAAAAAAUUGUA